This is a messenger RNA of Lagopus muta (rock ptarmigan), 1039 nucleotides long. The record is from the annotation of a RefSeq genome assembly. NCBI's taxonomy places the organism in Eukaryota, Metazoa, Chordata, Aves, Galliformes, Phasianidae.
AUGAACCCCCAUGCAAAACUAAUUUGCACCUUGAGCCUAAUCAUAGGAUCUAGUAUUACCAUUUCUAGCAAUCAUUGAAUCCUGGCCUGAACAGGCCUAGAAAUUAACACCUUAGCUAUCAUCCCCCUCAUCUCCAAAUCUCACCACCCCCGAGCAAUCGAAGCUACAAUCAAAUACUUCCUCACCCAAUCAACUGCAUCGGCCCUAAUCUUAUUUUCAAGCUUAACUAAUGCCUGAUCUACCGGCCAAUGGGAUAUCACACAGCUCAAUCACCCCACAUCCUGCCUUCUACUAACAAUAGCAAUCGCAAUCAAACUAGGAUUAGUCCCGUUCCAUUUUUGAUUUCCUGAAGUUCUCCAAGGCUCCCCAAUAAUCACCGCCCUGCUACUCUCAACUCUAAUGAAACUCCCCCCCAUUACCCUUCUCCUCUUAUCAUCACAAUCCCUCAACCCUACCUUACUAACCACCCUAGCAAUCCUCUCAGCACUAGUAGGAGGUUGGAUGGGCUUAAACCAAACACAAACACGAAAGAUCCUAGCUUUUUCAUCCAUCUCUCACCUAGGCUGAAUAAUUAUCAUCAUUACCUAUAACCCACAUCUUACCCUCCUCACUUUUACUCUUUAUACAAUAAUAACAACAACCGUAUUCCUCUCACUAACCCAAAUCAAAGUCCUUAAACUAUCAACAAUACUUAUCUCAUGAACAAAAACACCAAUACUAAAUGCAACUGUAAUGUUAACCCUCUUAUCCCUAGCAGGCCUCCCACCACUUACAGGCUUUAUGCCAAAAUGACUUAUUAUUCAAGAACUCACUAAACAAGAAAUAACCCCCACAGCUACAAUUAUUACUCUACUAUCUCUCUUAAGCUUAUUCUUUUAUCUCCGCCUUGCAUACCACUCAACAAUCACACUCCCCCCAAACUCAUCGAAUCACAUAAAACUCUGACGUACCAACAAGACACUAAGUACCCCAACAGCCAUUUUAUCCGCCCUAUCAACCUUCCUCCUACCCCUAUCCCCCUUGAUACUCACUAUAUUUU